Williopsis jadinii is the source of this 1707-nucleotide messenger RNA. RefSeq names its product Hrp1p (gene HRP1). Gene Ontology annotation, biological process: regulation of gene expression. Lineage: Eukaryota; Fungi; Ascomycota; Saccharomycetes; Phaffomycetales; Wickerhamomycetaceae. Gene Ontology annotation, cellular component: nucleoplasm. The transcript has a single exon. Bases 310 to 1620 code for a protein of 436 amino acids. The record is from RefSeq and is a predicted model, not a curated record. Gene Ontology annotation, molecular function: RNA binding.
CCGCAGAGGAAUUUGCUUCCAUAAGCUUCAGCAUCUCACAACUCAUAAAAGAGGGACAAAGCCUUGUGGAUACGCACUAUAUAACAGGAUAUAGGACAUAGGUUGUUUGUACAUAUUGCACAAUACAAACUUGUUAAGGAGACCAUCACUCUUUACUUUUUUUCUUUACUUUCCUUAUACUGUUCUUUGAUUAGUUGUUAUUGUUGAGACAACCGAAACAAGACAAACGCUCUUUAUAGUGUUAAAUCACACAUAACUCUCCAGAUACCAAACUGUACCCACCUGAAAACAGCCAAACAAGCAAGCAGCAUGUCAUUGUCUGACGAGGAAGCCCUCUUUGACGAUAUUUACGAGGAGGAGAAGGCACCUGUCGUUGAAGAGCCGAAGGAGGAGGUUGCUAAGGAGGAGGCUGCUAAGGAGGUAACAGCUGGCGAGGAGGCCUCUGAAGCACCAAAAGACACUGUCGACAACGCAGAGCAACCAGGCUCUGCUGCUGAGUCCACUGGACCUUCGUUGUCAUCCGCAGAGGAGUCCCACAACGAUGCUGUGGUUCCAAAGGAAACCACUCCAUCUGAAUCUAACGUGUCCCAGCAGACCACCACUGCCCCUGCAACGACAGACUCAUUGCUGUCCACAUCCACCAGUGAUAAGCCUAAAGCUGACCUCAGCCGUGAUGCUGGAAAGAUGUUCAUUGGUGGAUUGGAUUGGGACACCACGGAGGACUCGUUGAAGGAGUACUUCUCACAGUUUGGUGAGGUUGUCGACCACACAAUCAUGAGAGAACCAUCUACCGGAAGAUCCCGUGGAUUUGGGUUCUUGACGUUUGCCAACAAGGAGUCGGUGAACAAAGUUCUCAGACAGGAACAUGUGCUUGAUGGUAAGGUUAUCGAUCCCAAGAGAUCUAUCCCAAGAGAGGAGCAGAACAAGACAGGCAAGAUCUUUGUCGGUGGACUGCCUCCAGAUAUCCGUCCUUCGCAGUUUGAAGAUUUCUUUGCUAAGUACGGUGAGAUCAUCGAUGCCCAGUUGAUGCUCGACAAGGACACCGGUAGAUCCAGAGGGUUUGGCUUUGUGACGUUUGACUCAUCAGAAGCUGUGGACCGUGUAUGCCAGAGCAGAUACCUCGACUUUGAAGGUAAGCAGAUCGAGGUGAAGAGAGCAGAACCAAGGGGACCACAGCAACAGCACAACCACCAUAACUACCAGCAGAACCGUUACAUGCAACAGCAGGGUGCCAACCCGGUGUCAGAUAUGAUGCAACAGGCCAUGCAACAGGGCAUGAAUAACUUUGCGGGAAAUGCUUCUCAGGAGAUGAUGACUGAGUAUUUCCAAAGAUUGCAACAGUAUUGGGCCAUGGUUCAACAACAAGGAGGUGCAAUGGCUAUGCAAGGUGCUCAAGGAGCAACAAUGCCACAGGUGCCUCAAGCAGCUCAGCAGAGCCAAGAGUCAUCACAGCAACAGCAAUUGCCCUCUGGACCUGCUCAGUACAGCAGUCACAAUAACUAUCAACACCAUGGUGGUGAUUCCCAUUCCAGAGGAUAUGACCAUUUCCCUAGAGGACCAGGUGGAAGAGGAGCAAGAAGGGGUGGGAGAAGAGGUGGAUACCAUCCAUACUCCCGUUAGCACAAAUGCUCAAUGGUAUAUAGAGUUGAUAGCUAAGGAUUUAAAGGACAUUGAAUUGUAGAUAAUGGAAUUAAAAAGAGCUUGAGA